Messenger RNA from Saimiri boliviensis boliviensis (Bolivian squirrel monkey), 2570 nucleotides. RefSeq names its product ubiquitin specific peptidase 14 (gene USP14). NCBI's taxonomy places the organism in Eukaryota, Metazoa, Chordata, Mammalia, Primates, Cebidae. Gene Ontology annotation, biological process: protein deubiquitination; proteasome-mediated ubiquitin-dependent protein catabolic process; regulation of proteasomal protein catabolic process. Gene Ontology annotation, molecular function: proteasome binding; cysteine-type deubiquitinase activity; protein binding. The record is from RefSeq and is a predicted model, not a curated record.
CUCCCUCCCUCGUUCCCUUCUGCCUUAUCACCGCCUUCCCCCUCCACCAUCCUCUCACCACCUCCAGGCCCCGCCCCGGCCCUCCAGGCCCCGCCCCGGCCCUCACACCCCGUCUCCUCCGUGCAGUCGCCCCGGAGCUGUACGGGUGUACUGCGUGUUGCUGCGUCAUCGCCAGUGGCCGGUUUGAAUGAGACUCUCGUCGCACUGAAGCCGCCGCCACUACCGCGCCUCCGCCUCGGCCGCCGCCACAGCUGCUUCUGGUCCCAGUCCCUUAGCCGCCUGUACCAGGCCCAGCCCUCCUGCGCCACUGCCUCCUGCCGCUUCCAGCUAUGCCGCUCUACUCCGUUACUGUAAAAUGGGGAAAGGAGAAAUUUGAAGGUGUAGAAUUGAAUACUGAUGAACCCCCAGUGGUGUUCAAGGCUCAGCUGUUUGCAUUGACUGGAGUCCAGCCUUCCAGACAGAAAGUUAUGGUGAAAGGAGGAACGCUAAAGGAUGAUGAUUGGGGAAACAUCAAAAUAAAAAAUGGAAUGACUCUACUAAUGAUGGGGUCAGCAGAUGCUCUUCCAGAGGAACCCUCAGCUAAAACUGUCUUUGUAGAAGACAUGACAGAAGAACAGUUAGCAUCUGCCAUGGAGUUACCAUGUGGAUUGACAAACCUUGGUAACACUUGUUACAUGAAUGCUACAGUUCAGUGUAUUCGUUCUGUGCCUGAACUAAAAGAUGCCCUUAAAAGGUAUGCAGGUGCCUUGAGAGCUUCAGGGGAAAUGGCUUCAGCGCAGUAUAUUACCGCAGCCCUUAGAGAUUUGUUUGAUUCCAUGGAUAAAACUUCUUCCAGUAUUCCACCUAUUAUUCUACUGCAGUUUUUGCACAUGGCUUUCCCACAGUUUGCUGAGAAGGGUGAACAAGGACAGUAUCUUCAACAGGAUGCUAAUGAAUGUUGGAUACAAAUGAUGCGAGUAUUGCAACAGAAAUUGGAAGCCAUAGAGGAUGAUUCUGUUAAAGAGACAGACUCUUCAUCUGCAUCAGCAGCUACACCUUCUAAAAAGAAAAGCUUAAUUGAUCAGUUCUUCGGUGUUGAGUUUGAAACUACCAUGAAAUGUACAGAAUCUGAAGAAGAAGAAGUCACCAAAGGAAAGGAAAAUCAACUUCAACUUAGCUGUUUUAUCAAUCAGGAAGUCAAGUACCUUUUUACAGGACUUAAAUUGCGACUUCAGGAAGAAAUCACCAAACAGUCUCCAACAUUGCAAAGAAAUGCCUUGUACAUCAAAUCUUCCAAGAUCAGCCGGCUUCCUGCUUACUUGACCAUUCAGAUGGUUCGUUUUUUUUAUAAAGAGAAGGAAUCUGUAAAUGCCAAAGUUCUUAAGGAUGUUAAAUUUCCUCUUAUGUUGGAUAUGUAUGAACUGUGUACACCAGAACUUCAGGAGAAAAUGGUGUCUUUUCGAUCCAAAUUCAAGGAUCUAGAAGAUAAAAAAGUGAAUCAGCCAAAUACAAGUGACAAAAAGAGUAGUCCCCAGAAAGAAGUUAAGUAUGAACCCUUUUCUUUUGCUGAUGAUAUUGGCUCCAAUAAUUGUGGAUACUAUGACUUACAAGCAGUACUAACACACCAGGGAAGGUCUAGUUCUUCAGGACAUUAUGUAUCAUGGGUGAAAAGGAAACAAGAUGAAUGGAUUAAGUUUGAUGAUGACAAAGUCAGCAUCGUAACACCAGAAGAUAUCUUACGGCUUUCUGGUGGUGGAGACUGGCAUAUCGCUUAUGUUCUACUCUAUGGGCCUCGCAGAGUUGAAAUAAUGGAAGAGGAAAGUGAAUAGUGAUCUUCAUUUUAGUUAUUUAUGCUUAGAUGUGAAAAUAAAUGUUAUUUGUUGAUUAUUUCUAUAAUCCAGAGCUUUAGAAGAAAAAGACACGGAGGUGGUUUAUGCUUCCCCUCAUUUGGAACAAAAGAGGGCAGAGGCAGACCACUCUGUGCAUCAGCCUAAAAAAAUUACAGAAAAGAAAAUUAUCUUUGGCUUGUGCCACCCUAUAUGAAGGUGGCAGGAAGACAUUUUUAAAAAGCUUAUUAUUUCUUGCAUUAUUUUUAAAAAUUCUGAGUUGAAAUGCCUUUCAACCCUUCCCUUCUGUAGUCAUUUUCCUUGCUUUUCCACCCAAGAUUCAGCAAUCAGAUGUUUAUUGCACACCUAUUACCUAUUAUUUGUUGUUCUUGCAUGGUUCAAACCACCAUUCUGUAGCCACCCAUCCUUUGCCUUAUCUAACCAACUUUUUCCAGGAAGGUGGAAAAGGAAGUGUUGCCCUCAUUGUGUAACUCUAGUGCUGCUGUCCAUCCCAUGGAAACAUGGGCACAAUCAAGUAUUUGUCCAGCCUGUUGCUGGCUUUUCAUAACUUUAAAAUAAAUUGUGAUCAAUAAUAGUACAUUUGAUUAUACAUUUAUUAUUGUGUCUCUGAUGUACUGUGGAUUGUACAUUUAACUUUGGAAUGGCUUUGUAAUAAUCAGUCUUAAGAAAAUGUUGACAAGCUCUGGUUAUUUUUAGAAAAUGGGGACAUUUAAUAAAAAAAAAAAAGAGGGAUUAAUAGCUUUU